UAUGGACAGGGUGGAUCAUAUGGAAGCAGCAGCCAUUAUGACCAGGGUGGACAGGGUGGAUCAUAUGGUGGCAGCAGCCAUUAUGGACAGGGCGGCCAAAGUGGAUCAUAUGGCAGCAGCCAAUAUGGACAGGGUGGAUCAUAUGGCGGCAGCAGCCAAUACGGACAGGGUGGAUCAUAUGGUGGUGGCAGCCAGUAUGCAAAGAACAACUCUUCCUCAGGCGGUGGUCAGUCUGGUGAACAGAACUCGACUUCUCCAGAAGGCAGUCAGACUGGUGGACAGGAUUCAUCUUCCCCUUCAGGAAGUCAACAGAGUGGGCCGAGCUCAUCAUACUCUGGAGGCAGACAGCCUGGUGGACAGGGUGGAUGCUAUUGCCCUGGUGGGUUUUCUGGUUCUUCUUAUGGUGGACAAGGCAGCCAGUAUGGUGGUGGACAUGGUAGCCAAUAUGGUAGCAGCAGCCAGUAUGGUGGCAGCAGCCAGUAUGGUGGUGGACGAGGAAGCCAGUAUGGUGGUGGACGAGGAAGCCAGUAUGGUGGUGGAGAAGGAAGCUCAUAUGGUGGCAGCAGCCAAUAUGGUGGUGGACGAGGAAGCCAGUCUGGUAGUAGCAGCCAAUAUGGUGGUGGACAAGUAAGCCCGUAUGGUGGCAGCAGUCAAUAUGGUGGUGGACGAGGAAGCCAGUAUGGUGGCAGCAGCCAGUAUGGUGGUGGACGAGGAAGCCAGUAUGGUGGACAAGGUUCCCACUAUGGGAGUAACCAGCAAGGUGGUGGACGAGGAGGCAACCAAUACAGUGGACAU
Sceloporus undulatus (fence lizard) is the source of this 795-nucleotide messenger RNA. RefSeq lists its product as uncharacterized. Lineage: Eukaryota; Metazoa; Chordata; Lepidosauria; Squamata; Phrynosomatidae. The coding region runs from base 2 to 631 and encodes 209 amino acids. The transcript has 12 exons. The record is from RefSeq and is a predicted model, not a curated record.